CGGAAGGACUCCGGGGCUGGAGUCUACCCUUUAGGAGUGGAGAGAAAGGGAGCGGAAAAAGAACUCUAUAGACUUCUCCUGAGAGCAAAGCUCUGCGCCCGCAUAGCGCGGCGGUGACGACAUUCCUUCGCGCCCGAAGCCGAGCGUUGUCAGCGCGGGGAGGCGGGCGCCUGCGCAGUGGCUCCGAGCGGGCGGUUGCUUGUUGGUUGUUGUAGUAACGGGGGAAGCAGCGGUCGGCGGCGGCCGUGAGCCCGGCUGGGGAAGGAGGAGGGUGGUAGGCGCAGAGCGCGGUCCCCGCCGGCCCUCCCGGAGCCAUGGGAAGAUGAGACAGGAAUCAGUGCCACCUAAAUUGUUUGAUCCGGUGAAUCUGCAAGAAAAGGUCUCUGAGGCCCCCAUCUGCUGACUGCAUGACAAACCCUAAAGGAAAUGCCAAUCGUGAUGGCCCGGGACCUGGAGGAAACAGCAUCAUCCUCAGAGGAUGAGGAGGUGGUAAGCCAAGAGGAUCAUCCGUGUAUCAUGUGGACCGGAGGCUGCAGGAGAAUUCCAGUUUUGGUGUUCCACGCUGAGGCUAUUCUGACAAAGGACAACAAUAUUCGAGUAAUUGGAGAACGUUAUCAUUUGUCUUACAAAAUUGUGCGAACAGAUAGUCGCCUGGUACGCAGCAUUCUGACAGCCCAUGGAUUUCAUGAAGUUCACCCAAGCAGCACUGACUAUAACCUAAUGUGGACGGGAUCUCACCUGAAGCCCUUCUUACUUCGCACACUCUCUGAAGCACAAAAGGUUAAUCACUUUCCCAGGUCCUAUGAACUAACCCGGAAAGACCGACUCUACAAAAACAUCAUCCGAAUGCAGCACACACACGGAUUCAAGGCUUUUCACAUCCUCCCUCAGACCUUCCUUCUGCCAGCCGAGUAUGCGGAAUUCUGUAAUUCAUAUUCAAAGGACCGGGGACCUUGGAUAGUAAAACCAGUGGCCUCUUCUAGGGGGCGGGGCGUCUACCUGAUCAACAAUCCGAACCAGAUUUCCCUGGAGGAGAACAUCCUGGUCUCCCGUUACAUUAACAACCCCCUGCUCAUAGACGAUUUCAAGUUUGACGUGCGCCUCUACGUGCUUGUGACUUCCUAUGAUCCUCUUGUCAUCUAUCUCUAUGAAGAGGGAUUGGCUAGGUUUGCAACUGUGAGAUAUGAUCAAGGAGCCAAGAACAUUCGGAACCAGUUCAUGCACCUGACAAACUACAGUGUGAAUAAGAAGAGUGGAGACUAUGUCAGCUGUGAUGAUCCAGAGGUGGAGGAUUAUGGGAACAAAUGGAGCAUGAGUGCCAUGCUUAGGUAUCUGAAACAGGAAGGCAGAGAUACAACUGCGUUGAUGGCCCAUGUGGAAGACCUGAUUAUUAAGACUAUCAUCUCUGCUGAACUAGCUAUUGCUACAGCCUGUAAAACCUUUGUUCCUCACCGCAGCAGUUGUUUUGAACUCUAUGGCUUUGAUGUGCUCAUAGAUUCUACUCUGAAGCCAUGGUUGCUGGAAGUAAAUCUCUCCCCUUCUUUGGCCUGCGAUGCACCUCUGGACCUAAAGAUUAAAGCCAGUAUGAUUUCAGAUAUGUUCACUGUUGUAGGAUUUGUGUGCCAGGAUCCUGCCCAGAGGGCAUCAACCCGGCCAAUUUAUCCCACCUUUGAGUCUUCCAGGCGAAACCCUUUCCAGAAACCUCAGCGUCCAGUGUCUGCACAGUGUCAGUCCUCAGAUGCCGAACUGCGUUCCCGUCCACUGUCUGCCAGUGAUGCGGAAAUGAAAAACCUUGUGGGCUCAGCCCGAGAGAAGGUGCCGGGGAAGUUAGGUGGUUCUGUGCUUGGUCUGUCAAUGGAGGAGAUCAAAGUUUUACGGAGAGUGAAGGAAGAAAAUGAUCGGAGAGGUGGAUUUAUUCGCAUAUUCCCUACUUCGGAGACAUGGGAAAUAUAUGGGUCCUACCUGGAACACAAGACCUCCAUGAACUAUAUGCUGGCAACGCGUCUCUUCCAGGACAGGGGAAACCCAAGAAGAAGCUUAUUGACAGGAAGAACACGACUAGCUGCUGACGGAACCCCGGAACUGAAGGUAGAGAGUAUGAAUUCAAAGGCCAAACUGCACGCUGCCCUCUAUGAGCGGAAGCUCCUGUCUUUGGAGGUGCGAAAACGUCGGCGACGCAGCGGCAGAUUGAGGGCCGUGAGGCCAAGAUACCCAGUGAUCACUCAGCCGGCCGAAAUGAAUGUUAAAACCGAGACAGAGAGUGACGAGGAGGAAGAAGUCGCGUUAGACAAUGAAGACGAAGAGCAGGAGGCUUCCCAGGAGGAAUCCGCAGGGUCCCUUGGAGAAAAUCAAGCCAAAUACACCCCCUCAUUGACUGUUAUGGUAGAAAAUCCGCCCAAAGAAAAUGCCAUGAAAGUUUCUGAAUGGAAUAAUAAAGGUGAACAAUGCUGCAAAAUGGAGACUCAGGAGCCAGAGCCUAAAUUUAACCUGAUGCAGGUUCUACAAGAUAAUGGCAAUCUUAGCAAAGUGCAGGCCCGGAUAGCAUUCUCUGCCUAUCUCCAGCAUGUUCAAAUUCGCCUGAUGAAAGACAGUGGAGGUCAAACGUUCAGUGCCAGUUGGGCCGCCAAAGAGGAUGAACAGAUGGAGCUAGUGGUUCGCUUCCUUAAACGAGCAUCCAGUAACCUCCAGCACUCACUGAGGAUGGUACUACCCAGUCGACGUUUGGCACUUCUGGAACGCAGAAGAAUCUUGGCACACCAACUGGGUGAUUUUAUUAUUGUGUACAACAAGGAAACAGAACAGAUGGCUGAAAAGAAAUCGAAGAAGAAACUUGAAGAAGAAGAGGAAGAUGGGGUGAAUACAGAAAACUUCCAGGAGUUCAUCAGACAAGCAAGUGAGGCUGAGCUGGAGGAGGUGUUGACUUUUUAUACCCAAAAAAACAAGUCUGCAAGCGUCUUCCUGGGGACCCACUCAAAAAGUUCUAAAAACAGCAACAGUUAUUCUGAUAGUGGGGCAAAGGGUGAUCACCCUGAGACGACGGAGGAAGUGAAAAUAAAGCAGCCCAAACAGCAGCAGGCAACAGAAAUUCACUCCGACAAAUUAUCUCGAUUUACUACUUCAGCAGAAAAAGAGGCUAAAUUAGUCUAUACAAAUUCUUCCUCUGCUUCUUUCUCUGGUCCUGCUGCUACUCUUCUGCAGAAAAUUCCCAAUACCCACUUGUCAUCUAUUAUUACAACCUCUGACCUGUCAGCAGGGCCUGGCCACCAUUCUUCUUUAUCUCAGAUUCCUCCAGCUAUCCCCAGCAUGUCUCACCAGUCAACAAUUUUACUGAGCUCAGUCCCUGACAGUGCCUCUCCCUCCAUACAUCCUGGGACACAGAACGCACCAAGCCCUGCUGGCCUGCCACGCUGUCGAUCAGGCAGUUACACCAUUGGCCCCUUUUCCUCUUUCCAAAGUGCUGCACACAUCUAUAGCCAGAAACUGUCUCGUCCCUCUUCAGCAAAGGCAGAUUUGCCUACUCUGGACAUUCUAUCAGGCUCAUGCCAUCCAAACAAGCCGCACUCGGGAAUGGCCAAAACACAAAGAGAGGGAGAAGAUGGGUCUCUGUACAGCAGACGGUAUAACCCAAGCAUGGUCACGGCCGAGCUGCAGCGGCUGGCUGAGAAGCAGGCAGCCCGCCAGUAUUCCCCGUCCACCCACAUCAGCCUCCUCACCCAGCAGGUAACAAACCUGAAUUUGGCAAGUGGCGUCAUAAACAGAAGCAGUGCUUCAACCCCCCCCACCCUUCGGCCUGUCAUCAGUCCUAGUGGCCCGACAUGGUCAAUACAGUCAGACCCCCAAGCUCCUGAGAGCCACUGCACUCCUCCUGGAAGCAGGAGCCUUCAAACAGGUGGCUUUGCAUGGGAGGGAGAGGUAGAAAACAGCGCGUAUAGCAAGGCUACAGGGGUGGUCCCGCAGCACAAGUACCACCCCACAGCGGGCAGCUACCAACUCCACUUUGCCCUGCAGCAGCUUGAACAACAGAAACUUCAGUCCCGGCAGCUUCUGGACCAGAGUCGAGCCCGGCACCAGGCCAUCUUUGGCAGUCACACACUCUCUAACUCCAAUUUAUGGACAAUAAAUACUGGUGCAGCUUACAGAAUUUCAAGUGCCACAGGUAGUGGCCAGAAGCCAACCCCUCUGCCCCAGAAAGUGGUGCCGCCUCCAAGUUCUUCCUCAUCGCUGACCCCCAAGCCCCCAGCCAAUCAUAAACAAGUCCUCAGAAAGACCACAUCCCAGAGGGCCUCCAAGGGCUCCUCCGCGGAAGGGCAGCUGAAUGGACUCCAGGGCAGCCUGAACGCUGCGGCCUUUGCACCCAUCACCAGCCCCACAGGUUUUGCUCACAGUACAGCUACUUCAGAAACUGAGAGAGGUUAUUAACGACCCCUGUUGCAUUUAAAGAAAUGCUUCUUGUGCUUCAGGUCUUUGCCUUGAUUCUCCAAAAAGAAUACAGCUGGAUCCUGGUAAUAAUGACUCAGAGAAUUUUAAACAGGACUUAAAACUAACAAUAAGUACAAAGCUAUAAAUACAAAUAAAGUAAUCAAGACAGUGUGGCAUAGGACAGAUCAAUGGACUGGCACUGAGAGUCCAGAAAUAAAUGCAUCUGUGUAUGGCCCGUUGCUUUUCCACAAAGGUGCCAAGAAGAGACAAUGAUCUUUUCAACUUAGGGUUGAAGAGAUUGGUGGUACUGGAACAAUUGGCUGUCCAUAUACAAAAGAAUGAAGUGUGAUUCCUUCCUCAUACCAUACACAGAAUUAACUCAAAAUUGAUAAAAGAUCCAAUGUAAGGGUUAAAACUAAAAUUCCUAGAAGAAACAUAGAAGUAAAUCUUCAUGUCCUUGGGUUAGGUAACAGUUUCUUAGAUAUGACAUCAAAAAGCACAAGCAACAAAAAUUAAACGGGUGUUAGACUUCAUCAAAAUUCAAAAAUCAUGACCUUCAAAAAGUGCCACCAAGGCAUCACAAUUCCAGACUUCAAGUUCUAUUUCAAAACUGUCAUCAUCAAAACAGUAUGGUACUGGCACAAAAACAGACACAUAUAUCAAUGGAACAGAGUAGAGAACCCAGAAAUGGACCUUCAACUCUAUGGCCAACCAAUCUUCAACAAAGCAGGGAAGAAUAUCCAAUGAACAAAAAACAGUCUCUUCAACACAUGGUGUCAGGAAAAUUGGACAGCCACAUGCAGAAGGAGACUGGACCAUUUUCUUACACCACACACAAAAAUAAAAUGGAUGAAAGACUUCAGUGUGAGACAGGAGUCCAUCAGAAUCCCAGAGGAGAACACAGAUAGCAACCUCUUUGACCUUGGCUGCAGUGAUUUCUUGCUAGACAUGCCUCCAAAGAUAAGGCAAACAAAGGUAAAAAUGAACUAUUGGGACUUGGUCAAAAUAAAAAGCUUUUGCACAGCAAAGGAAACAAUUGACAAAACCAGAAGACAACCAACAGAAUGGGAGAAGAUAACUUGCAAACGACAUAUUAGAUAAAGGGCUAGUAUCCAAAAUCUAUAAAGAACUUACCAAACCCAACACCCAAAGAACAAAUAAUCCAGUCAAUAAUGGGCAGAAGACAUGAACAGACAUCUCUCCUGUAUGACAAGAAGACAUUUGAAUGGCCAACAGACACACGAAAAAAUGUUCAGCAUCACUCGGCAUCAGGGAAAUACAAAUCAAAACCACAGUGAGAUACCACCUCACACCAGUCAGAAUGGCUAAAAUUAACAAGUCAGGAAACAGCAGAUGUUGGCAAGGAUGUGGAGAAAGGGGAACCCUUUUAUACUGUUGGUGAGAAUGCCAGCUGGUGCAGCCACUCCGGAAAAUGCUAUGGAUAUUCUUCAACAAGUUGAAAAUAGAGCUACCUUAUGACCCAGCAAUCGUGCUACUAGGGAUUUACCCCAAAGAUAAAAAUGUAGUGAUUCAAAAGGGCAUGUGCACCCCAAUGUUUAUAGCAGCAGUGUCCACAAGAGCCAAACUAUGGAAAGAGCCCAGAUGUCCACUGACAGAUGAAUGGAUAAAGAUCUGGUGUAUAUAUAUAUACACAAUGGAACACUACUCAGCCAUCAACAACAAAAAGAAAUCUUAGCAUUUGCAAUGACAUGGAUGGAGGGUGUUAUGCUAGGCGAAAAAGUCAGAGAAAGACAAUUAUCAUGUGAUUUCACUCAUAUGUGGAAUUUAAGAAACAAAACAGGAUCAUAGGGGAAGGGAGGGAAAAAUAAAACAAGACCAAAUCAGAGAAGGAAACAAACCAUAAGAGACUCUUAAUCAUAGGAAACAAACUGAGGGUUGCUGGAGCGGAAGGGGGGAUGGAGUAACUGGGUGAUGGGCAUAAAGAGGGCACUUGACAUAAUGAGCACUCAGUGUCCUAAGAGAUGAUGAAUCACCGAACUCUACCUCUGACACUGAGAAUACACCAUCUGUUAAUUAAUUGAAUUUAAAUAAAACAAAAUUUAAAAAAAUAAAUUUUAUAAAAAGGUGCCAUCAAGAAAAUGAAAGACAGCCUAUAGAACAAAAGAGAAUAUUUGCAAAUUAUGUAUCUGGCAAGGGACUUAACUACAGAAUAUAUACAUAUCUCAUACAGUUCAUAGAAAAAGAGAACCCUAUUUUAAAAAUGCACAAAGCAUUUGGACAUGCCUCCAAAGAAGAUAUACAAAUGGACCAUAAGCACCUGAAAAGCUGCAUCAUUAGGCAUCAGGGAAACUCAAAUAAGAACCCCAACGAAAUGCCACUUCACACCCACUAGAUGGCUGCAAUCAAGACAGAUAACCAAUAAGUGUCCUUGAGCAUACAGACAGUGGAACUCUCAUGCUUUGCUGGUGGGAAUGUAAGAUGGUGCGACAGCUUUGGCAGAAGAGUCGGGCAGUGUCUCAAACAGUAACAUAGAGUUACCCUAGGGCCCAGCAUUUGACUCCUAAAUGUGUGUCUAGGAGAAACGAAAACACUGUCUACCUGAAAACUGUACAUGGGGCACCUGGCUGGCUCCAUCAGUAGAGCGUGUGACUCUUGAUCUCAGGGUAAUGAGUUCAAGCCCCACAUUGGCUAUGGAGCCUACUUAAUAAAUAAAUAAAUAAAUAAAUAAAUAAACAAAACCUUCUCCCUCUCCCUCCCCUCCCCAGCCCCCGCUCUUGUCCCCAACUUGUGCUCUCUCUUGCGCUCUCUCAAAUAAAUAAUAAAAUCUUAAAAACUGCAUGUGAAUAUUCAUAGCAGCAUUCCUCAUUAGCCAGAACAGGGAAACAACGUGAACGUCUAUCAGAUAAUGAAUGGUUAAACACACUGUGGUAUAUCCAUUCAACAAAUACUGUUCAGCUGUCAAAAAGAAUGAAGUACUGAUACAGACUACACCAUGGAUGGACCUUGGAGAUGUAAAGCCACUACAUACUGAAUAAAUCUAUUCACGUGAAAUGUCCAGAAUAGGCAAAUCAUCUACAGGAAGUAGAUCAGUGGUUGCCUAGGGCUAGGUGAGGAGAAGGGCGUUUGGGGAGUGGCUGCCGAGAGGCACAGAGGUUUCCUUUUGGGGACAGUGACAAUGUUCUAAAGUUAGGUUGUGGUGAUAGAAGACCACUGAGCUAUACACUUGAAAUGGGUGAAUUUUAUUAGCAUGUGAAAUAGAUCUUAAAUCUUUAAAAAAGUGUAAUAGUAAAAAGUAAAAAGACAAAAAAAGCCUUCAGUGUAAGCAAGUUGUAUACUUCUCAGAGAGCCAGGUUUUUUAGUAAGUACUUAUUUAGUGCCUCUGGUUCAUGAAGUCAGCAAACAUUUGUCCCCUUUGUACAGGGUGUGCUGUAAGGUCAUGAGCAGGGAGAGGCCUGCGCGCCGCUCUGGCCCUGGUCUUUGACGUUCCCAAGUAAGGUGGUGUGCCUCGGGGACAGCAGCUGUGCCUGGGCCUGGCCUCUUUUGCUUUUUUCCCGUUUGGAAAGGUAUCAGGCUCCAGAGCAUUUUUGGGGCUUUAGUCAGCACAGAGCAAGGAGGACCUUAACUCUAGUCUGGGAGCCUUAAGCUUCCCCUCGUGCUCCAAAUCCAAAACAGAGCAGCUGAGAAUGGGGCUAGCCGUGCCGCCAAUUGCUUCUGUCCCAUUGUUAAUCCCCCUAAUUCUG
Molecule: messenger RNA, 8120 nt
Organism: Mustela lutreola (European mink)
Lineage: Eukaryota; Metazoa; Chordata; Mammalia; Carnivora; Mustelidae
Gene: TTLL5
Product: tubulin tyrosine ligase like 5
Exons: 35
Coding region: 427-4419 (1330 amino acids)
Biological process (GO): protein polyglutamylation; microtubule cytoskeleton organization
Cellular component (GO): cilium
Molecular function (GO): tubulin binding; tubulin-glutamic acid ligase activity
Source: RefSeq, a predicted model, not a curated record